Molecule: messenger RNA, 962 nt
Organism: Culex quinquefasciatus (southern house mosquito)
Lineage: Eukaryota; Metazoa; Arthropoda; Insecta; Diptera; Culicidae
Product: brachyurin
Exons: 1
Coding region: 25-873 (282 amino acids)
Biological process (GO): proteolysis
Molecular function (GO): serine-type endopeptidase activity
Source: RefSeq, a predicted model, not a curated record
UGUACGUAAUCCUUAUAUUCGAUAAUGAGAAAAGUGGUAAUUUUCAUAGCUCUGGCAGCACUGGCUGCAGGUCGUUUGAUAAAAGAUACCGAUCACAACUGGGCUCAGCUUCCGAAAGAAUUACAACCACCACGACAUCCGGUUCCUGUUUCCAGCAUCUCCAAUAGAAACGAAGCUACUCCUGGUCAAUUUCCCUACCAUGUGGCGCUCAUCGUAUACAUUCCCUCAGUAGGCCAAACCUUACGCGGAGCAUCGAUCAUAUCGAACAACUACAUCUUGACUGCAGCUAAUGGCGUCAUUGGAGCCGAGGGUGGACGCGCAAUAUUGGGAGCGCACAACUAUAUGAACAAUGAACCAUCCCAACAGUCAAUCACCUUCAGUCCAGACGGAGUAACGAUUCACCCUGAAUAUCGCCAAACGGAGUUUAAUAGCAAUGAUGUGGCUACCAUCCGAUUGAACAAUGCCAUCAUUUUCAACGAUCGUGUACUGCCAAUUAGGAUCCCAACAGAGUCAGAAUCUCGCACAUUUGCAGGUUUCAUCGGAACUAUUUCUGGGUUUGGCACGUGGCAAAAUGAGAUUCUAAGUUUUUCCACAAACCCAAUCAUUACCAAUGCCAACUGUUUGUCACAAUGGGACGAUCGAGCUGAUGUAAUUCAGCGUCAAAACAUUUGCUUGUCAGGAAACGCAGGACAAUCUACCUGCAAUACGGAUAGGGGUGGCCCUCUAGUGAUUCAGGAUGGAAAUGGCAGCCUGCUGAUAGGAAUAAUGUCUUUUCAGCCUAGAGCUGGUUGUGCUGCUGGGAUGCCAGCAGUUUAUGCCAGGGUUUCUCAUUUCCGACAGUGGAUCGUCGAAAAUUCAGACCUGGAUAAUUGAGUAUAAUUUUUGAGUAAAAUUUCUGACAAAUUACACAUUCUUCGUGUUAUUCUUAUUUUUAAUAUAACUUAUUAAUAUUUCAAAACACA